AUGAUGGUGGUGGGUACAGGCACGUCGCUGGCGCUUUCCUCCCUCCUGUCCCUGCUGCUCUUCGCUGGGAUGCAGAUGUAUAGUCGCCAGCUGGCCUCCACCGAAUGGCUCACCAUCCAGGGCGGCCUGCUUGGUUCCGGCCUUUUCGUCUUCUCUCUCACUGCCUUCAAUAAUCUGGAGAAUCUUGUCUUUGGCAAAGGAUUCCAAGCAAAGAUCUUCCCUGAGAUUCUCCUCUGCCUCCUGUUAGCUCUCUUUGCAUCAGGCCUCAUCCACAGAGUCUGUGUUACCACUUGCUUCAUCUUCUCCAUGGUUGGUCUGUACUACAUCAACAAGAUCUCUUCCACUCUCUACCAGGCAACAGCUCCAGUCCUCACACCAGCCAAGGUUACGGGCAAGGGCAAAAAGAGAAAUUGA
This is a messenger RNA of Rangifer tarandus platyrhynchus (Svalbard reindeer), 414 nucleotides long. NCBI's taxonomy places the organism in Eukaryota, Metazoa, Chordata, Mammalia, Artiodactyla, Cervidae. The record is from the annotation of a GenBank genome assembly.